Messenger RNA from Cucurbita pepo subsp. pepo (vegetable marrow), 1427 nucleotides. Its product is annotated as ethylene-responsive transcription factor ERF008. The record is from RefSeq and is a predicted model, not a curated record. Gene Ontology annotation, biological process: regulation of DNA-templated transcription. Gene Ontology annotation, molecular function: DNA binding; DNA-binding transcription factor activity. Lineage: Eukaryota; Viridiplantae; Streptophyta; Magnoliopsida; Cucurbitales; Cucurbitaceae.
CUUUGGGCGCACAUAAAUAUAAACCUUUUAUUUCUAAUUUAUUGAGAUACGGAAAAGAAGAAGAAGAAAAAGAAAAAAAAAAAGAUAUAUGAACGUGGGAGGCUAAUUGAGAUGAGAAACUUGGAGGCUAAUUGAGAUGAGAAACUUGGAGGCUAAUUGAGAUGAGAAACUUGGAGGCUAAUUGAGAUGAGAAACUUGGAGGCUAAUUGAGAUGAGAAACUUGGAGGCUAAUUGAGAUGAGAAACUUGGAGGCUAAUUGAGAUGAGAAACUUGGAGGCUAAUUGAGAUGAGAAACUUGGAGGCUAAUUGAGAUGAGAAACUUGGAGGCUAAUUGAGAUGAGAAACUUGGAGGCUAAUUGAGAUGAGAAACUUGGAGGCUAAUUGAGAUGAGAAACUUGGAGGCUAAUUGAGAUGAGAAACUUGGAGGCUAAUUGAGAUGAGAAACUUGGAGGCUAAUUGAGAUGAGAAACUUGGAGGCUAAUUAGCAAAGUAGCAGUAGCAGCAGUAGUAGGAGUAGAGCCAAGAAGGGGAGAAAUGGAGAUUGCAAAAUCCAAACCCAAAAUCAAACCCUUUUCUCUUAUCCCACAAAAUUCGUAGCUGUAGUAGCAAAGCUCAUCAAUCGCAUGCCCUUUUUGUUCCUUUUCAUGAAGAUUCAGAUUCUGGGUUAGGCCAAGGGAGAGGUGAGAUUUGGAAUUGGAGGGCCAUGGAGGGCGGAGGAGAGGGAGGUCGGGAGGGUACCAGAAAAAGAGGGGUCCACAAUCAGAAGCUGUACAAAGGGAUAAGGAUGAGGAAGUGGGGGAAGUGGGUGGCUGAGAUUCGAGAACCCAAUAAGCGCUCCAGGAUUUGGCUCGGUUCUUACUCUUCUCCAGUGGCCGCUGCCAGGGCCUACGAUACCGCCGUGUAUUACCUCAGAGGCCCCUCCGCCAGGCUUAAUUUUCCCGAGUUGUUAGCCGGGGAAGGACGCGGAAUUAGCGGCGGUGGAUGUGGCAACAUGUCGGCGGCUACUAUACGGAAGAAAGCCACGGAGGUGGGCGCACGAGUGGAUGCUCUGGAGAGUUCCUUAGGUCAUCACCAACAUAAUCACAACAAUCGGAACCAUCAUUCCCACGCAUCGGCGUCUCCGCCAGAGACGAAAGUCUGCAGCGGGUUUUUGGAUCGGAUGGAUUUGAACAAAUUACCCGACCCGGAAGAAGAUGAUGAAGAAGGAGAUGGAGAGUUCGAGUGGGAGAGACAAUGAAGAUGAAGUGGGGAUACUUUUCUUACACUCAGAGACGCCAACACGCGCCACCGAGGUAUGUGACGCCCGAUCAUCAUGCCCUUGGUUGUCUCCUAAUUUGGUUGUCUCUGUUUCUGGUUAGGCCGCCUCCAUCUAGGGUUUUUAAUUUUUUUUUUUUUUUUUUUUUUUUUUUUUUUUUNUUUUUUUGUUU